Messenger RNA from Ilex paraguariensis (yerba mate), 684 nucleotides. Lineage: Eukaryota; Viridiplantae; Streptophyta; Magnoliopsida; Aquifoliales; Aquifoliaceae. The record is from the annotation of a GenBank genome assembly.
AUGCAAUAUAGUCUGACAACAUCUCAGAUUAUGGUGGAAACUGAUUCUUAUACUUUAUUUCAAAUGGUGAGAGGAUUAGCUGCUGUUCCAUGGAAGAUGGAAUAUCUGUUAGAAAGGAUUAAGCUGUUGUUUAAUUUUCUGAAUUUGCAAAUCAAGCACAUAUAUAGGGAAGCUAAUGGUCUGGCUGACUUCUUCGCUUCCUUUGCUGUUAAAUCAGAACAGUACACUGAAUUUUCUGCAACUAAUAUUCUGCCAUCUAUUGGGAGGCUUAUAAUGCAACAAGAUUUAUAUGGAUUUCCCUCUGCCAGAUUGAAGAGAUUGAUAUGUGAACAAAGAGAAGAAUCAAGAGCAGUUCUUCAGUUUCUGUUGGCUGCUCCUUUUCCAAUAUGCCUGGACUAUCUUCUGGACUUCUUUUGUGAGCUUUUGAGUGUGGAUGAUCAGGCUUUUAUUGUAAAGCCUGGAUCAGCUGAUGACAUUAAGGGUAAGGAGUUAUUAAGAGAGCUAAAAAUUCAGAAUCCUUUUUCUUUAAUCAUUAAGAGGGGAUGUUUUGGAGUUUUCAAGACCUGUGCAUGUAUCUGGACUGACCUGGUGAAGAUUUUUUGGAUUCUUAGCAUAAGUAAUGGAAUGCAAUUGACUGCUCUCAUUGGCAGACGGCUGGACUUCAAGCUGGGAAUUGCAGUUUAA